GAUUAGCUGGCUCUUCGCGGGAAGGAAUUUGUGGCGCCAGUGCAAAGUAGCUACAACGCCGCCACGCCGGAGCGGCAAACACUUCUUAAGUCUUCUUGUUUUCCGUGUCCGAGCUUCUUGGCCUCUUUCUCAGGAAAACUGCGACCAGGAUGUGGAAUAGCGGAUUCGAAAGCUUCAGCAGCUCCUCCUAUGGCGGAGCGGGCGGCUACACGCAGUCUCCCGGUGGCUUCGGGUCACCCACACCGUCGCAGGCAGAGAAGAAAUCAAGAGCCCGAGCCCAGCACAUUGUGCCCUGUACCAUAUCUCAGCUGCUCUCUGCUACUCUGACUGAUGAGGUGUUCAAAAUUGGGGAUGUCGAGAUUUCACAGGUCACUAUUGUGGGAAUAAUCAGACAUGCAGAGAAAGCGCCGACCAACAUUGUCUACAAAAUAGACGACAUGACCGCAGCACCCAUGGACGUUCGCCAGUGGGUUGACACAGAUGAUACCAGUGGCGAGAACACUGUGGUUCCUCCAGAAACAUACGUGAAAGUUGCUGGCCACCUCAGGUCUUUUCAGAACAAAAAGAGCUUGGUGGCCUUUAAGAUCAUUCCUCUGGAGGAUAUGAACGAGUUCACAGCGCACAUUCUGGAAGUGGUCAAUUCACACUUGAUGCUCAGCAAAGCCAACAGCCAGGCCUCUGUAGGGAGACCAUCUAUGAGCAACCCAGGAAUGGGUGAGCCAGGAAACUUCAGUGGGAAUAACUUCAUGCCAGCAAAUGGCCUCACCGUGGUCCAGAACCAGGUGCUGAAUUUGAUCAAGGCUUGCCCAAGACCUGAAGGAUUGAACUUCCAGGAUCUCAGGAGCCAGCUCCAGCACAUGCCUGUAGCCUCAAUCAAGCAAGCAGUGGAUUUUCUAUGCAACGAGGGCCACAUUUACUCUACAGUGGAUGACGAUCACUUUAAAUCCACGGACGCAGAGUAACGAGCUCUGGGAACUGACAUCCCGCGGGGCUGUCGUCAUCUGUUCUUCCCAGCUCUGCAGGUUUUGGACAGAAGUUCCCUGUAGACGGUCUCAGCUGAAGUCCUUUUGGAAUGCAUUGCUCUCUGUUUUGUCACUUAUUGUUUAGAGGUUCAAAAGGAGAUAGGCAGUUGAGAAAGAAGUAAACUGGGCAGGAUUUCUUAAGAGAAAUUCCGAUAAGCUAGUCAGGACUCCAGACGGAUGGUGGGAAUGGAAGGAGGACCAGCGGAGCAGAGCAGACCGCGUCAUGCUUGGGAGCCUCUGUUCUUGAAAGGCUUCCGUCGAGAACGAACCAUACUAGGGCCAAGGGCCCAAGAAGAACCUACCUUCCUUCCCCUUGUCCUGCCUGCAGUUGAAAGGUUUAAAUGAGCUUGAGGUUCUGUGCGAAGGCCUCAUUGGGCAGAGAGGAAGAAAUGUUACUGUGUUUGUAAUAUAAAUGUUCAUAUGUUUGAUAAAACAGUUCACUUGUAAUAGCU
This is a messenger RNA of Rattus rattus (black rat), 1474 nucleotides long. It is a transcript of the gene Rpa2, whose product is annotated as replication protein A2. The transcript has 9 exons. Gene Ontology annotation, molecular function: DNA binding. Bases 150 to 962 code for a protein of 270 amino acids. Lineage: Eukaryota; Metazoa; Chordata; Mammalia; Rodentia; Muridae. Gene Ontology annotation, cellular component: DNA replication factor A complex; site of double-strand break; nucleus. The record is from RefSeq and is a predicted model, not a curated record. Gene Ontology annotation, biological process: nucleotide-excision repair; DNA replication; double-strand break repair via homologous recombination.